This is a messenger RNA of Rotaria sordida, 1347 nucleotides long. The record is from the annotation of a GenBank genome assembly. NCBI's taxonomy places the organism in Eukaryota, Metazoa, Rotifera, Eurotatoria, Philodinida, Philodinidae.
AUGUUUGCAAAUGAUGAUGAAGAUGAUGAUUAUAAUAAUAAUGAAAGUUAUGACGAAGAUCAACCACAAGGUUAUCAAGCAUUGUUAGAUCCAGAUGAUGAAGAAACUUUCACAGUAGAAGAAGAGGAAGAUGAAGUUGAUGAUCAUGAAGAAGAAAUAGAAUCUAUUGAAGAAGAAGGAGAAGAACAAGUGCCUGUUGAUGAUGGUCAAAUAAAACUAUUCUCUUGUUCGUUAUGUUCUGUAUCCUUCAGUAAAUUCGAAGUAUAUCGUGAACAUUAUGUAUCUACAGAACAUCGAUAUAAACGACGUGAUGAAAAGAAACAUCUUAGAGAAGGAUAUGUCAUUGAAACAUUACCAAUUGAAAUAUUUGUUAAUUUAUUACUUUAUAAUAAAAUACCAUUUGAAAGUAUUCAAAUUGAUAUUCAACCUAUUGAUUUUAGUGUAAGUGGUACAUUAGAAUAUAAUAAUAUUAAAUAUGAAUAUCAACAUGUAUCAUCACUUAAUGAUUUAUAUCAAUUACUUAUUAAUAAAUUUAAUCAAGAUUAUGAAAAACAUCAAUUAAAAAUGUCACCACAAAGUUUUUUUGUUGCACGAGAUAAUGUAUGGACUGUAUUACGUUAUUGUGAUGAUACAGAAAAAUCUGAUGAACAAAUUAUUAAAAAAGUCUUAGAUUAUUGUGUAUACAAAAAUGUUGAACCAGAACGUGAACGUUUAAUAGCACAUUCAAUUCAAACAUGGCGUAUGUUUCAUCGUCAAGAAACUAAACCAGGUCUUUGGUUAUUUAUUCCAAUUGAUAAAUUGAAUUAUUAUCGAACACGAGUUAAUGCUUAUCGAAUUCCACCAUCAAAUAAAACUAUUAAAAAUGCAUAUUAUUGCACAUUUUGUAAAAGAUCAUAUGAAUCAGCAUAUACACUUGAAAAACAUCUUGGUUGGAAAGGUCAUCGAGAUAUAUUACGAAAACGUCGACAACAUGAACUUGAUAAUUUACUACGUCUUGUUACUUAUUUAAAUUUUAAUCAAUUAACACAUGAACAACGUAAUGGUGGUAUUCAACAAAUGGCUAAAACAUCAGAUGAAUAUCGAUUAAAAUAUAAUCUUGAACCUAUAACAAUUGAAAGUAUUCAAAAUGAUAUUAUGCAUUUUGAUACACAACUUGCACAACAACUUAUGCAAAAUAUUCAUAAUCAACAAGGAAAUAAUAAUAAUAAUAAUCGAUUUAAUUAUGGUUAUAGUCGAGGUCGAGGACGUGGACGUGGACGUGAAAGGCAAUCAUUUCGUGGUCAAACAUUUCGAAUACGACCUAAUUUUCAUCAACAAAAUGCACAAAAUUUCAAAUCAGGUAGCUGA